Messenger RNA from Salvelinus namaycush (lake trout), 1359 nucleotides. Its product is annotated as complement C1q-like protein 3. The transcript has a single exon. The record is from RefSeq and is a predicted model, not a curated record. Gene Ontology annotation, molecular function: protein binding. Lineage: Eukaryota; Metazoa; Chordata; Actinopteri; Salmoniformes; Salmonidae. Bases 74 to 820 code for a protein of 248 amino acids.
CUCCCCCAUUGACUGCACAUAGUUGCCGAAUACUUCAACUAGCUGCUAAACACUUGACAUAAGAGAACGACGCAUGCAAAAAGACAAGAAAAAGGUUAAGAAUGAAAGUUGUUGUCCUACUAAUGCUGUCAGAAUGAAAGUUGUUGUCCUACUAAUGCUGUCUUUGUGCCUCACACUGUCUGGGGCACAAAGUGAGUGGACCAGUUUAUCUAACAGUCAGCUUGAAAACUGCAACUUCAUCAGUGAGCUGGCUGUGCUGAAGGAAAAACUGAAAACCAUGGAUCAGAAGCUAGGAGCUGUGGAGACCAGGCUACAAGUCGGCGAGAGCCAGGUGGACGAACUGAAAAGUAUGAACAAAGCUCAAGAAGAAGAACUGAAAACAUUAAAGAAGGACAUAGCCGCUGGUCAGCCAAAGGUGGCCUUCACCGCAGCUCUAAGAACGUCUGGUUCUGGUUACAUAGGACCCUUCACCACUCACACACCCUUGCAGUACAAAAGAGUCUUCUCCAACUUCGGCAGUGGAUACAACCCUUCUACAGGGGUCUUCACAGCCAUCGCCAAAGGAGUAUAUUACUUCCGCUACACCAUGUUCUACAAUGGAGACGCCAACGCUGUCGUGAGUUUGAUGAAGAACGAGGAGUUUCUCGUGUCCACAUGGGACCGUGUGUCAGGAAGAAGUGAAGAUUCCGCCAGCAAUGCUGCCAUAGUGCAGCUGGAGGUGGGAGACAAUGUCUUCGCCCGGCUCUCAGCUAACAUGAGAGUCUACGACGAUGGUGGGAACUACAACACCUUCAGUGGGUUUCUACUCUUCACCAACUAAUAUUAACAAGUUUACAGGUCAUUUGGCUGUAAACAACAGAAGGGUUUUCAGAAAUUAUAUCACAACUGUAUGAAAGUAAAAUGAAAGAGUUGCACUCUUUGAACUGAUGUUGUUGACACUGGGCUGGGUGUAUUUGACAAACAUAUUUAUUGUAUCAUUGUGACUGAUUAAAAGGUCAUGGUCUACUGUAGUAGUUGUGAUUGGGGUAAACCCUUUACACUCGUACCCGGGUUGAAAAUGGCAGAUUUAGGCACUGAACCUAAAUUGGAAUGCAGUGGCUGUACAGUAACAUGCUAUACAUGACGUCAGAGCUCAGGGUCUUCACAGGUUUUGACUGACAGUCAUUCUGAUAUUGAACACCGCAUGCGAUAAGAAGCUGCCCCCAUCACUCCCGCUAAGUGAGCAAAUUUUUUAAAAAUAUUCCCCAACCUGUUUGUGAAUAAUCCUAACACAGUUGAGAUUUGAAGUAUAAAUGAGCCAUAUCUCUGAGUGAGCAAGAUUCACCUAGCAACAUAUUAAAGAUUCUAUUAAAUUUGUGA